AUGUCGUCGUUCUGGGGUAAGAAUCGUUACGGGGCUACUGAUGUUGCUGCCAAUUUCCACUGUGCUUGCUCCUGUUUGUCUGACCGGAGUAUUGCGUGCUUCGCAGGUGUAGAAGUGAAGCCCGGGAAGCCCUACACUCUCACACACGGCGACUUUGUCGGCCGCCUGCGCCUCACCCAGGCGACGCUAGGGGUUGAGGUCGGUAAGGGGGAGAAGGGUACCGGCGUGAAGAGGUGUGUGCUACAAUGCAGUGCCGAAAACAAAGAUCCCGUUUUCCUUUGCGUCCUCAUGCCCGAGCAGUCGGAGACAUGCCACCUGGAGCUAGAGUUUGAGGAGGAAGUCACUUUCUCAGUAAUUGGGUCGAGGAGCAUCCACCUCGCUGGAUACUAUAUGACUGAUGUGUGUGAGGAAGAUAGGAGUGACAGUGAUUCUGGGAGCGAUUCUCUUCAAGGUUCAGAUGAGGAUGGUUUCUUGGAGGAUGAUGAUGAUGGUAACAUGGUUAUGGGAUAUUCAGACAGUGAAGAUGAUGAUUCAGAAUAUGAUUCAGAGUCUGAUGAUGAAGAGAUGGCAUACAAUCAGGGUAGGGGCAAAAGUUCAGUUGUUAUUGAGGAAAUUGAAGAGGAUGACAAGGCUGCUGUUGCUGAAGUGCAGAAGGGAUCGAAGAAGAAGCAAAGCCGUGAAAAUGGUGAUGAGUCUCAACUUCAGCUUGAUGCAAGAAAUCCACCUACUGAAUCCUUGGAAAGUGAAGAUGAAGAUGGUUUUCCUGUAUCAUUUUCUGAAUCAAAGAAGAGUUCUGAGAGUGUUUCAAACAAGAAAGGUGGAAAAGACAAGGAGACUAGCACUGAAGACCGGAAAAGAAAAAGUGGAACCAUUAGCGAUCGUGGUGACUCUUCAGGGGAGGUAAAGGCUGAAAUUGAUGGGGCAUUAUCAAAGAAAAAGAAAAGGGCCAAGGACAAAAGCACUGCUAUGGACACGGGAAAACUAAACAACGAAGAAAAGGAGAUUAAGCAACACGAUUCUCCGGCUGAUCCUGUCAGUACAAAACAGAAGAAAAAGAAAAACAAGAACAAAAGUGCUUCUGAGGGUGAUGCCAGUGAGCAAUCUGCUAAGAACAACAAUAUUCAUAAAGACAAUGAGGAGGCAAGUGCACAGGAGGCUAGUAAAAAGAACAAGAAAAAGAAGGCAGAUGACAUAAACAGAAGUGAAAGUGAGGCAGCAACUGGACUUGGUGAGUCAGAUAGCAAGGAGCCACUCCAAACACGAACGUUUGCCAAUGGUAUGAUAAUUCAGGAGGUAGAGAUGGGCAAACCUGAUGGUAAAAAAGCCACCCGUGGGAAGAAGGUUUCUGUUAGAUAUAUUGGCAAGCUAAAGAAUGGUACUAUUUUUGACUCCAACGUUAGUGGAAGACCUUUUGAGUUCAGACUAGGUGUUGGGCAGGUUAUCAGUGGCUGGGACGUUGGCGUCAAUGGUAUGCGGGUUGGGGACAAAAGGAGACUCACCAUUCCACCUUCCAUGGGGUAUGGGAGCAAAAGAGUGGGGCAGAUACCACAGAACUCAACUCUCAUCUUCGAUGUGGAGCUGGUGAACGUAAAAUGA
This is a messenger RNA of Miscanthus lutarioriparius, 1596 nucleotides long. The record is from the annotation of a GenBank genome assembly. NCBI's taxonomy places the organism in Eukaryota, Viridiplantae, Streptophyta, Magnoliopsida, Poales, Poaceae.